Aspergillus ibericus CBS 121593 is the source of this 2318-nucleotide messenger RNA. RefSeq names its product MFS siderochrome iron transporter MirB (gene mirB). The transcript has 4 exons. NCBI's taxonomy places the organism in Eukaryota, Fungi, Ascomycota, Eurotiomycetes, Eurotiales, Aspergillaceae. Gene Ontology annotation, biological process: transmembrane transport. Gene Ontology annotation, molecular function: transmembrane transporter activity. The coding region runs from base 272 to 2062 and encodes 596 amino acids. The record is from RefSeq and is a predicted model, not a curated record.
CCCGAUUGGCUCGAUCGGACGACAUCAUCUGAUUAGAUUCGACCGGCUCCAGUAGUGUUGAACUCCAGUCGCACGAGUCUGUGGGAGAUGUCGCCGCUGUAGCCGACUUCGGGGUUAUCAAUCAGUGCGUGGGCCUGUCACCGCUAGCUGCAGUGGUUCGAUUUCUUGGGUAUAAGGGCCAAGACCUCCCUUGCUCCUCUUUGUCUUUCUUGUCCUCCUUGGCUCUCUUGUCUUCGAUCAUCCUCUUGCCUUUUCGGUCGGUUCACCAACCAUGGCCGUGCUCGACAAGUUCCGUGAGGCCUUUGGCCGUACCCCCACCCAUGAAGAGACCAGCAACAAUGUGGUCUCGGAGAAUGUUAACGAGAAACGCGAUCCUAUCGUUGACGAGGCUGCCCGCAACCCCGAGUCCGAGGAGGCCCUGUCCGAUGAGACGUCGUCGGAACACCUGCAAGUCGGUGUGUCGGAUGUCGAGGCCAUCACCAAGUCCUGGACCAAGGCAUCCCUCAUCGCCGUCUUCCUGAACAUCUGGCUGCUGUACUUUGUCAAUGCGUUCCAGUCCUCGCUUCUCUACAACCUCCUUCCCUACGUGACCAGUUCCUGGGAAUCUCACUCGCUGCUGAACGUCAUUUACGUGGUCGCCGACUGUAUGUCGGCGGCCGUGUUCAUUCCUCUGGCCAAGGUCAUGGACGUGACUGGUCGUGCCGAGGGUUUCCUGACCAUGACGGUCUUUGCGACGCUGGGUCUGAUUCUGAUGGCUACUUGCCACAACCUGCCCACCUUCUGCGCUGCCUAUGUCUUCUACACCAUCGGUUUCAGUGGCAUGACCUACUGUGUCGAUGUCAUCACCGCGGAUGCCUCUAAGCUCAAAAACCGAGGUCUGGCCUACGCCUUCACCUCGUCCCCCUACAUCAUCACAGCCUUUGCGGGCCCCAAGGCCUCCGAUGAUUUCCACCUCAGCUGGCGCUGGGGUUUUGGCGCCUUUGCCAUCAUCUUCCCCGUCGUGGCCCUCCCUCUGUACUUCAUUCUCAAGUACAACCUCCGCCGCGCCCAGCAGCAGGGUCUGGUCGUCCCCAACCGCAGCGACAAGACCUGGUGGCAGAUUAUCUGGUUCUACUUUAUCGAGUUUGACAUCGUCGGUGUCCUCCUCUUCUCCAUCGGUCUCUGCGUCUUCUUCCUCCCCUUCGACAUCUCCUCCUACGCCCCUCACGGCUGGGCCUCGGGCUACAUCAUCGCCAUGAUCGUCGUCGGCGUCGUCAUGCUCGUCAUCUUCUGUCUCUACGAAUGGUACAUCGCGCCCGUCCCCUUGUUCAAAUUCGGCUUCCUCUUCAACCGCACCGUCAUCGGCGCCUGUCUCCUCGACGCCACCUACCAACUCUCCUACUACUGCUGGGACAACUACUUCACCUCCUUCCUCCAGGUCGUCAACGACCUCAGCGUCGCCGAAGCCGGCUACGUCAGCGACACCUUCGACGUCGUCUCCGGCGUCCUCCUCCUCUUCGUCGGCUGGCUGAUCAGCAAAACCGGCCGCUUCAAGUGGCUCCUCUACAUCUCCGUCCCCCUCUACAUCUUCGCCCAAGGCCUCAUGAUCUACUUCCGUCGCCCUAACCAAAACGUCGGCUACCUCGUCAUGUGUCAGAUCUUCAUCUCCAUCGGUGGCAGCAUCUUCAUCAUCAUCGAACAACUCGCUAUCCUCGCCGCCGUCGAUCACCAACACGUCGCUGCCGCCCUCGCCCUCCUCAACGUCGUCGGUACCAUCGGUGACGCCAUGGGCGCUACCAUCUCCGGCGCUAUCUGGGAUAAUACCUUUGAAAAGGCCCUCAUCCGCUACCUCCCGGAAUCCGCCAUGUCCAACCUCUACGAUAUCUACGAGGAUCUGGACACCCAGCUCAGUUACCCCGUCGGGAGUGCUACCCGCGUGGCUAUCCAGAAGGCCUACGGCUACGCCCAGACUCGCAUGUUGGCCGUGGGUACCGGCCUCAUGGUCCUUUCCUUUAUCUGGAUCGUGAUGAUUAAGAAUAUUAAUGUUGCCAAGGUCGCCCAGGUUAAGGGUAUGGUUUUUUAAUCGUGUGCGUGUACUUACAUUCAUACAAUUGAACUCCGACCUUUCACUCGAAGACGGUGGUUAUGUAGUGUUGGAGAUGCCCCAAUCACUCAUUCACCCAUGCAUCCCCCCCUUUUGCUUUUACCGCUCAUACCCAUCAUACCCACAUGUACUAGAUUUAGUACAUGCCCAUACCCUCUGUUCUCUGCUUGAUCGAUUGAUUGAUAUAUCCCUAUGACUGCAUGUAUAAUAAAAGUUCAUCGACAUAAUUAAUGAG